GCCGUUCCCCCACUCUCUCGAUUGCUUUACUAGCUUCCCUCAGAGAGUCUGUGCUUUCUUAUCCCCCAAUCAUGUCGUUGCUCGUCCAGAAGACCGCCGGUGGCCGCGAGUACAAGGUCAAGGACAUCUCCCAGGCCGACUUCGGCCGCCUCGAGAUCGAGUUGGCCGAGGUCGAAAUGCCUGGUCUCAUGGCCUGCCGCGCUGAAUUCGGCCCCUCACAGCCUUUUAAGGGAGCCAAAAUCACUGGCUCACUCCACAUGACUAUCCAGACCGCUGUUCUCAUUGAGACCCUUACUGCUCUCGGCGCUGAGGUCCGCUGGUGCUCCUGCAACAUUUUCUCCACUCAGGACCACGCCGCUGCUGCUAUCGCUCGCGAUUCCGCUGCCGUCUUUGCCUGGAAGGGCGAAACUCUCCAGGAGUACUGGUGGUGCACCGAGAGGGCUCUGGACUGGGGGCCUGGAGGUGGUCCCGAUCUGAUCGUUGACGACGGUGGGGACGCUACGCUGUUGAUCCAUGAGGGAGUUAAGGCCGAGGAGAUCUAUGAGAAGACCGGCCAGCUUCCCGAUCCGUCUUCCACUGACAACGCUGAGUUUCAGAUCGUGCUGACCAUCAUCCGUGAUUGCUUGAAAGUCGAUCCCAAGAAGUACAGAAAGAUGAAGGACAGAUUGGUUGGUGUUUCUGAGGAGACUACCACCGGAGUUAAGAGGCUUUACCAGAUGCAGGCUAAUGGAACACUCUUAUUCCCUGCCAUCAAUGUCAAUGACUCCGUCACCAAGAGCAAGUUCGACAACUUGUAUGGAUGCCGCCACUCUCUCCCUGAUGGUUUAAUGAGGGCUACCGAUGUUAUGAUUGCUGGCAAGGUUGCAGUUGUCUGUGGUUAUGGUGAUGUUGGCAAGGGCUGUGCUGCUGCUUUGAAGCAGGCUGGAGCUCGCGUCAUUGUGACUGAGAUUGAUCCCAUUUGUGCUCUCCAGGCUCUUAUGGAGGGGCUUCAAGUGCUGACCCUUGAGGAUGUUGUUUCUGAGGCUGACAUCUUUGUUACCACCACUGGCAACAAGGAUAUCAUCAAGGUAGAUCACAUGAGGAAGAUGAAGAACAAUGCCAUUGUUAGCAACAUUGGUCACUUUGACAAUGAGAUUGACAUGCUUGGGCUUGAGAACUUCCCUGGUGUGAAACGCAUCACCAUCAAGCCUCAAACUGAUAGGUGGGUCUUCCCUGAUACCAACUCAGGCAUAAUUGUGUUGGCUGAGGGACGACUCAUGAACUUGGGUUGUGCUACCGGACACCCUAGCUUUGUGAUGUCCUGCUCAUUCACAAACCAGGUCAUUGCCCAGCUCGAGCUCUGGAAGGAGAAGAGAACAGGUAAGUAUGAGAAGAAGGUCUAUGUCUUGCCAAAGCACCUUGAUGAGAAGGUUGCUGCUCUUCAUCUUGGCAAGCUUGGUGCCAAGCUGACCAAGCUCACCAAGGACCAGGCUGAUUACAUUAGUGUCCCCAUUGAGGGUCCUUACAAGCCUCCUCACUAUAGAUACUGAGACGAUGAGAAAGCAAGAUAUUGGGAUGCCCAGAUUGUUGCUUUAUACAUCUUGAUGAUCUAUUGUGGCAGGUUGUUAGGUAAUGAUUUUUGUAGGAGUUCGUUUGGGUUGUUGGAAAGCAUGGUCGGGGAAAUCUCUGAAUGGGUCUCUCUUGGAAGAAGACCAGAUUGGGUUUUAAUAAGGUUUUGGUUGGGUUGCGUGGAAUAUAAUUUAACCUAUGCAAAUUGAUUUUUUAUGCAUCUGCUUAAGAGUUUGUUAUGAAACCUUUCAUAAAAGAAAAGGAGAAAAGAAGCUGCUUUCAUUCGCGUUGUACUAUUUGGUUUUGGUAUUGUUCAUAAAGGCCUAGAACUGAUGAAGUUAAGCCUCUACCAUCUUUAUUGGAAUAUCGUUGCUGGUUUCUGGUUGUUCUCUAGCUGAUAAUUGUGUGUUGGGAGAAAGUUACACUCGCUAAAAUUGUGGGAAAAAUUAUUGCCUUAGUUUGUGUCGCCUGUUUGAUAUGAGAGGAGGUUUCCCAAUUUUCUAAAGAAAGGUGAUUUAGCAGUUAAACACCUCAAGUUUAACCUUAUUCUACCAUUAUCCCUCACUAAUAUUUACCCUCCACUCAACAUCUUUUCUUCACACCUACCAUUUGGUAGGGCCUCUUAUUUUAUUGUCUUUUUGGUACAUUAGGGCCUCCUAUUGAAUAGAGAUUGGGAAUUUUC
Messenger RNA from Rubroshorea leprosula, 2230 nucleotides. NCBI's taxonomy places the organism in Eukaryota, Viridiplantae, Streptophyta, Magnoliopsida, Malvales, Dipterocarpaceae. The record is from the annotation of a GenBank genome assembly.